AAACUGACACCGUAGUUUAACGUUAGUUUCCUUUUCGGUCGGUUGUUUGCAGACUUUUACAAAUGGACAUGUGAAUAACAUUUAUUUGUAGUAAGUAAUCUGUUUGUAACAGACGAUCUUUGGCUACGCCCAGCGCAUGCUCAGUAGCGCAAAGGCUGCUGGUACUCGGCUGUCAUGGCUCCGAACGUAAACAGAAAUCUGUGAAUAACGACGCAUGCUGUUGUAGUAUUUAGCCAAAUUAACUGCAGUUGCAUUUUAUCUGUAUUUAUCAGCCGGAGAAACAAGUGCCAGGUACUUUACAAGGUUCACGUAGCUACAGAAUCACUUGCAUCUAUUUGAUUUGCUCUCAAUGUUUGGUAUUUCUGCUAGCUUAAAGCUAGCUGUUAGCCGCAAAAGCAUGACAGCGUGAUUCUCGAGUUUUCCUCUUGGCUGCGACACCGACUUCAAGGCUACAACGUACAGCAACACGUGUUAAGAAUCUCUCCAAAACAAAUGUCUGUUUCACAGGGAAUAACAUGUCCGGGGGAAACAAAGCCAUUGAGUUACAGCUUCAGAUGCGGCAGAAUGCGGAGGAUUUGCAGCGCUUCAUGACGGAGCUGGGGAGCUGGGAGGAAGACAUAAAGAAGAAGGACGAGGAGCUGAGGACGGGAGGACUUCCGGAGGCCCAGAAGCUUCCACCUGUGCGCAACAAAGACUACAAAACAAAGAUGAGGGAGAGGAGGAAGAAGAAGAAGAAGGAGCCAACAGGCAAUGGUGACGCAAAGGCUCAGGAGCCCAGUGAAGCCUCGAGGAUAAAAGCAUACGACUAUAGAUCAUGGGACAAGUUUGACGUGGACAAAGCUUUGACAGAGAUGGAUAAGGAGGAAAGUCCUGCAGAGUCAAAUGAGUCUGACUCUGAGGAAGCGACAGCUGAUCAGGAGAAAGCGCUGGCUGAGAAAGAAAGGGGUAACGCGUUUUUCAAAGAUGGGAAGUACGACGAGGCUAUUGAGUGUUACACCAGAGGGAUGUGUGCAGAUCCUUACAACCCUGUGCUUCCCACAAACCGAGCCACCUCCUUCUUCAGACUAAAAAAGUAUGCUGUGGCAGAGUCCGACUGCAACUUGGCUAUAGCUCUGGACAGCAACUACUUCAAAGCGUACGCGCGAAGAGGAGCAGCACGGUUUGCACUGAAGAAAUAUGAAUCUGCAUUGGAAGAUUAUGAGAUGGUUCUCAAGCUUGACCCCGGGAACGCAGAAGCACAGAAUGAAGUAAAAAAAAUCAAAGAGACUCUCGGAGAUCAGGCACCAGCCGUCCCGAGUGAAGCCGCGCAGCCACAGGAGACCCCCACGGCGGACCCCGAGCGGCAGAGGCUGAUGGAGGAACAGCAGAGACGACAGGAGGCGGCUUUACAAAAAGACAGAGGGAAUGCUUAUUUCAAAGAGGGGAAGUAUGAAGCAGCUGUUGAGUGCUACAGCAGAGGCAUGGAGGCGGACAGCAUGAACGUCCUACUGCCCGCCAACAGAGCCAUGGCCUUCAUCAAGCUGGAGAAGUAUAAGGAGGCAGAGGAGGACUGCACCAGAGCCAUUUCUCUGGACAGUACUUACUCCAAGGCUUUCCACCGUCGUGCCACCGCCAGAGGGGCUUUAGGGAAACUGGAGGAGGCCAAACAAGAUUUUCAGGAGGUGUUGAAACUGGAACCAGGGAACAAGCAGGCCCUGAAUGAGCUCCAGAAACUCCAGAUUGACGUGGAUUCCGGCGGCCUUCUCCAAACCCCCGACGGCACACAGAGGAGAACAGUUCAGCCGAUAGACAAACCAACACAUCUGCGGUCAACUAAACCUCUGAGGAGGAUCGACAUUGAGGAAGUGAGUGGAAAGGUGACCGUGUCCGAGACGGAGUCGGGCGGGUCCAAGUCCCUGAUCCAGGAAGUGACGAGGGAGGCCGGGGACCAAUCCUCUCCGCUGUCGACUUCGCCCAGCGCCAAGAUGAUCAAGAUGGAGGAGCAAGCAGAAGUCCCCUCACGCUCGUCUGAGCAAGUCCCUGCUAGCAGACAGCCGGAACAACCCGAGCAGGGGGAAAUGGUUCCUCCUGCUGCUGGAGCAUCAGUCAGCCACUCCUCCACAGUAGAUGAGCUGCCUUCUCCACCCACCAACAGCUUCAAGCUGGAGGCCGACUUCCGCACCAUCGGGAACCAGCCUGAGGUGAUCUACAGAUAUCUGAGGCAAAUCAAGCCCGAGGCGUACGCAACCAUUUUCCACAGCUCCCUGGAGCCUCACAUUCUCAAUCAGAUCCUGAGGACGCUGCACGGUUUCUAUAUCAAGAAUGAAGCCCCAGCCGCCACGCUGGAGAUCCUCAGGAGUCUAGCGAGUGUGAGGCGCUUCGACAUGGCCGUCCUGUUCCUGUCGUCCCCGGAGAAGAAAGUGCUUAAAGAACUGUUUGACUUCCUCCACCAAGCGGAGCUGGAGGGAUCAUCUGUCACAGCUUUACAGAAGAAGUACGGUGUGUGACGCUGCUAAUUCUAUAGACUUUUAGUUUCAACACACAGUGCUACAUUAUUUUCCAAACCUAUAAUCUAAUACAGAAUAAAUGUCCAUUCACUACACUUGUGCUAUGGCCACGUGGAAAUAUGAUGUCAUCUACUUUCUGUCUUCAUUGCAUUUUUUAUUUUUUUUAACUUAUGGAAAUUCAAACAGUUUAGAUUUUUAUUUGGAACGUGUUGCAUUUUAGUAUUAAGGCUGAUUUAAAAAAACAACAACCGGAGACCACCAGUGUAGAGUCAUGUUCCUUAUGCAAAAGCUGAUGUCAUUAUUCAUCAUACUUGAAAAAAAUCUGCGACUUUACGGUGUAAAUGUAUAUGUUUAACUAUUUACUGCACAACUCUUUCUAUAAAUGUAUGAGCAUGCAAUGUGGAAAAAUAGUUUUUGUCAGAUAACUAUAUCUUAUAGGCCCUAUAGGAUAUAGUAAUAUAAUAUAGGAGAUUAACCAGAAGCCAAAGUUUAAGGAUAGCUUUGGUAUUUUUCAACCUGGACCCUAUUUUCCCAUGUUUUUGUGUCUAAGUGACUGAUGGAAACAACAUUUUAAUGAAAUGAGUCCAGUAGUGACCACUGCUGCAGCCAGGAGCUGCGAUACAGGCUGCAAUGUAAUUCCUUUCUCCACCAUCAAUUUCCGUCCACUAAAAGUGCUGUUUUUGCCACUGACAGGCUGGCUCCGAUUAUUCUAAGUGUCUGAGAACAUUAUGGAAAAGAUCCCUACAGGAAUAGACCUUUUUGUUAAAGAGUAAGGUCCAUAGAAAAAGCCCUGAAAUCGCCAUAUUAGCCAAACUCACCAGACUCUAUUUAAAUAAACGCACAGAUUGUUGGAGCAGUGGAUAGCCAAGACGGCUUUUGACAGUUUUAUUUUGUCUCUGUCGACUUUGGAUAAAGUGUGUUUUACGAUGAUAAAAUUACUGUUUAUUUACAUGGAGUCUGGUGGGUUUGGCUAUAGCAGUUUUUGGGGCGGUUUCAUGUUAAACAAAAAGGAUCUUACUGUUUAACAAAAAGGUCGACCUCUGUACGGAUCCUUUCCAUAAUGUCAGCCAGCCUGUCCGUGGCAAAACAAGCACGUUUUGUGGACGGAAAUUGAAGGUGUGCAAUUGCCUGUUAACGUUACGUUUCACCUUGUUUCACCUUGCUUAAAACUGGACCCAUUUCAGAUCGUUGCUCCCAUCAGUCACAGACAAUGGAAGAUGGGGUCCAGGUUAGAAAAAAAAACAACUAAGUUACCCUUGAAGAAGUGUGAAUUUCCAACUUUUCCAAUAUCUUUUGAAUGCAGCACAAGUAUGGAUUGGUCUCUGUGAGUACUCUGCUCCGUUAGAAUGUUCCUCCCAUUCUAACAACACAAAAUGUAUUGACUAUACCGGCUCAGUUUGACUGGAGACUGGAGAGAACUGUGUGAGAGAGGAGUCAGAAGUAUUUUGCAAAUACAGUUCUCUUUUUCAGAAACUGAACAAAUAAAGGUGUAUUUUAUAA
Messenger RNA from Perca fluviatilis (European perch), 3986 nucleotides. It is a transcript of the gene rpap3, whose product is annotated as RNA polymerase II associated protein 3. Bases 516 to 2486 code for a protein of 656 amino acids. The transcript has 16 exons. The record is from RefSeq and is a predicted model, not a curated record. NCBI's taxonomy places the organism in Eukaryota, Metazoa, Chordata, Actinopteri, Perciformes, Percidae. Gene Ontology annotation, molecular function: protein binding.